This is a messenger RNA of Rasamsonia emersonii CBS 393.64, 2136 nucleotides long. RefSeq names its product Mitochondrial carrier protein. The transcript has 4 exons. The record is from RefSeq and is a predicted model, not a curated record. Gene Ontology annotation, biological process: malate-aspartate shuttle; aspartate transmembrane transport; L-glutamate transmembrane transport. Lineage: Eukaryota; Fungi; Ascomycota; Eurotiomycetes; Eurotiales; Trichocomaceae. Gene Ontology annotation, molecular function: calcium ion binding; L-aspartate transmembrane transporter activity; L-glutamate transmembrane transporter activity. Bases 1 to 2136 code for a protein of 711 amino acids.
AUGGCAAGUGUCAAGGAGGCCGUGAAGGAAUCGCUGGUGGGAACUACUGAGGAGGAGCCCCAGCUCUCGCAGCAGAUCAAGGCGCACUUCACGCAGCACGCACGCAAGGAUGAGCAAACUGGAGAAUUGUACAUGACAGAAGAGGAUUUCAUUGAUGCUAUUGCGCCAAAGAACCAAGACUACACCCGCACUGACUCAUAUGGUUUCCUGGACGCGCAGCACAAGAUCAAACGAGACCAGUACGGGAUCCUUUUCCGAGUUGCAGACAGGAGGAGGGCUGGACGGAUCAAUCUUACAGACUGGGCCGCCUUUGAGAACCUCCUGGCUAAGCCUGAUGCUGAGUAUGAGAUCGCAUUCCGGCUAUUUGAUGUGGAUGGGACGGGCUUCGUCAAGUUUGAUACAUUCAAACAGCUUUACGACCUCCACAAGGGCAAAGACAGCAUACCGUUCGACUGGAAUUCCGAAUGGGCUUCUCUGUAUAUCGGGCGCAAAAAGUCUCGCCAUGAUAUGACAUAUCCGCAGUUUGCGCAGAUGCUCCGGGGUCUGCAGGGCGAGCGGAUAAGACAGGCAUUUCAUCUGUUUGACAAAGACGGCGAUGGCUACAUUGAUCCUGAGGAUUUCCAGCGCAUCAUCCUCGAGACAUCGAAGCACAAGCUGUCCGACUACUUGUUGGAGCAUCUUCCUACCCUUUGCAACAUCUCUACCGGUAGCAAGAUCUCCUAUGCCAAUGUUCGCGCUUUCCAGAACAUCAUCCGCGAAAUGGACAUGAUUGAUGUCAUUGUCCGGGAGGCGACGCGAAAGAGUCCGGACGGCAAGAUUACGCGGGCGGACUUCCUGAACGAGGCCGCGCGCAUCACCAAAUUCUCUCUUUUCACGCCCAUGGAAGCUGACAUUCUCUUCCACUUCGCGGGAUUGGAUGCGCCCAGUGGUCGGCUGUCGCGAAAGGAUUUCGCAAAGGUCAUCGAUGCAUCGUGGCAGACACCUGCGGCUGUAGCUGAUCAAGCAGUCUCGGCUGUUUCAGGGGCUGCUAGCGAGGCGGCGAACAAGACGAAAUCUGUGCUGUACAACGUGUUGGAGUCUGUCCACCAUUUCGCGCUCGGAAGUCUUGCUGGAGCUUUCGGCGCAUUCAUGGUCUAUCCAAUUGACCUGGUCAAGACUCGGAUGCAGAACCAGCGGAGCACUCGUGUAGGCGAAAGACUGUACAACAACUCGCUGGACUGCGCGAAGAAGGUGCUGCGGAACGAGGGUGUUCGUGGUCUGUAUUCUGGUGUCUUGCCGCAGCUGAUUGGCGUGGCCCCAGAGAAAGCCAUCAAGCUUACUGUCAACGAUCUUGUUCGUGGUUGGGCCACCGACCAACAGACAGGGAACAUCAAGGUGCCUUGGGAGAUCGUGGCUGGUGGUUCGGCAGGAGCUUGCCAAGUUAUUUUCACCAAUCCCCUUGAGAUUGUCAAGAUCCGUCUCCAGGUUCAGGGUGAGAUUGCCAAGAGCGUUGAAGGUGCUCCUCGUCGCUCGGCAAUGUGGAUUGUGAAGAAUCUGGGCCUGGUUGGCUUGUACAAGGGUGCCAGUGCCUGUCUUCUCCGUGAUGUUCCGUUCUCCGCCAUUUACUUCCCUACCUAUUCCCACUUGAAGUCCGACUUCUUUGGAGAGUCGCCGACGAAGAAGCUUGGCAUUGUGCAGCUGCUUACUGCUGGUGCCAUUGCAGGCAUGCCUGCAGCCUACCUGACCACUCCCUGUGAUGUGAUCAAGACCCGUCUGCAAGUGGAAGCCCGCAAGGGAGAGACGAAGUACACAUCGCUGCGGCAUUGCGCGAAGACCAUCUGGAAGGAAGAAGGUUUUAGAGCGUUCUUUAAGGGUGGCCCAGCCCGUAUUGUUCGUUCUUCUCCACAGUUCGGCUUUACUUUGGCAGCGUACGAAGUCCUCCAGAAGCUGUUCCCGAUGCCUGGGUCUGAGGACACCGCACCGGCCGGCAGCAUGACCGAUCCCAAUUCUGCUGUGCCUGUCACCAAUGCUCCUCUUCCCUAUCUGCGGUCAAGAAACGCCCUCAAGCUGAUCCUGGAUUUGGAUCAGAACUUCGGCCGCAUCAAGAUCCCCGAGGGCUCUUCCCUCCCCAAGAUCUUCGGAACGUCCAAACAGUGA